AUGACUGCCUUCCUUCUCCUGACGGCGCUGGCCGUGGCGCCGAUGCUCUGCGCCUCCCAGGAUCCCGUCACCUGCAGCGUCGACCGCUUCCCUGACGCGGCGAAAAUGGCCGUGCGGCACAUCAACGAGCAGCAGGACCACGGCUACAAGUUCAGACUCAUGGAAACCAAGAGCAGCAGAAUGGAGCUGGCGGACGGCGGCUGCACCAUCCAGCUGCAGCUCGACCUCGGAGAGACGGAGUGUUCCUUUAUCAGCACCAAGCCGGCGGAGGACUGUGAAUACCGCGGAAAGGCCAGCUGGGCCGUGGCAGCCAACUGCACCGUUCUGCUGAGCGUCAAGGGAGCAGACGCCAAAGUCGCCAAGUAUGGCUGCAGCAUGCGCAAAGAACCGGCUUCCGCUGAGGAGAUGAUGCUGAUCUGCCCCGACUGCCCCAAACUGCUGUUGCUCAGUGACGAAGCGGGAAUCCGAGGCGUCCUGGCCGGCGUGUCGCAGUUCAACCAGAACACCUCCAACCAGCAUCUGUACGGGCUGCAGGACGUGGGCCGGAUCUCUCUUGGGUACGUGAUGACCAUGGGGAUGAUGUACUACUCGGAGUUCGUCCUGAAGGAGACCAACUGCCCAAGGGGGACCAGGAUUGUUCCGGAGGCCUGCGAUGCCCUCUGUACCGACAGAGCUCACCAUGCGUUCUGCCACCUGUCCUACGCCACCAGGGACAACCAAGUCCUCAGUCUGAGCUGUGAAGUCUUCCCCCCGAAGAACUUCACUCCCCUUGGUCCGGGAGAGCAGGAGCCCUCGUGCCCGAGUCCUCGACGCUCCGCUGGCUCCGGUUACGUGUUCGCCUGCCCGGGCGCCGAGCCCAACGCCGACCCCACCAUGCACCCAGUCUGCCCCUACCCGGUGCCCGAGGUCCUGCAGGUGCAGUCGUGA
Messenger RNA from Salarias fasciatus (jewelled blenny), 927 nucleotides. Its product is annotated as antihemorrhagic factor cHLP-B-like. The record is from RefSeq and is a predicted model, not a curated record. Gene Ontology annotation, molecular function: endopeptidase inhibitor activity. Bases 1 to 927 code for a protein of 308 amino acids. Gene Ontology annotation, cellular component: extracellular region. The transcript has 7 exons. Lineage: Eukaryota; Metazoa; Chordata; Actinopteri; Blenniiformes; Blenniidae. Gene Ontology annotation, biological process: negative regulation of endopeptidase activity.